AUGAGUGCACAAGGACAACCACAAGUUCAGGCACAACAAGUUCAAGGGAUUGAUGAAGCGGUUCUGGACGACAUUAUCCGCCGACUCACUGAGGUCCGAUUGUCCCGACCCGGAAAGCAAGUUCAGCUCUCUGAGGCUGAGAUCAAGCAACUUUGUCUUGCUUCUAGAGAUAUCUUCCUUCAACAACCUAAUUUGCUUGAACUUGAAGCCCCUAUCAAGAUUUGUGGUGACAUUCAUGGGCAGUACAGUGAUCUGUUAAGGCUCUUUGAGUAUGGCGGUUUGCCUCCUAAAUCUAAUUAUCUCUUUUUAGGAGACUACGUGGAUCGUGGCAAGCAGAGCUUAGAAACCAUAUGUCUUUUGCUUGCUUAUAAAAUCAAAUAUCCCGAGAACUUUUUCCUUUUGAGGGGAAAUCACGAGUGUGCUUCCAUUAAUAGGAUAUAUGGAUUUUACGAUGAAUGCAAGCGAAGGUUUAACGUGAGGCUUUGGAAAGCUUUUACCGACUCUUUUAAUUGCCUUCCUGUCGCAGCUCUCAUAGAUGAUAAGAUAUUGUGCAUGCAUGGCGGUCUUUCCCCCGAUCUCACUAAUUUGGAUCAAAUCAGGAUUCUGCCUCGUCCCGUUGCUAUCCCUGACACUGGCUUGCUCUGUGAUUUGCUUUGGUCUGAUCCUGGUAGAGAUGUGAAGGGUUGGGGCAUGAACGAUAGAGGAGUGUCGUACACCUUUGGUCCUGAUAAGGUUGCUGAAUUUUUGUCAAUGCACGACUUGGACCUUAUUUGCCGUGCUCAUCAGGUUGUAGAGGAUGGAUAUGAAUUCUUUGCAGACAGGCAACUUGUUACGAUUUUUUCAGCUCCAAACUACUGUGGUGAAUUUGACAAUGCUGGUGCAAUGAUGAGUGUUGACGAAAACUUGAUGUGUUCCUUCCAGAUUCUUAAGCCUGCAGAGAAAAAAACAAAGUUUGUGAUGUCAAACAAGAUGUGA
Vicia faba (fava bean) is the source of this 975-nucleotide messenger RNA. NCBI's taxonomy places the organism in Eukaryota, Viridiplantae, Streptophyta, Magnoliopsida, Fabales, Fabaceae. The record is from the annotation of a GenBank genome assembly.